Molecule: messenger RNA, 378 nt
Organism: Phytophthora sojae
Lineage: Eukaryota; Oomycota; Peronosporomycetes; Peronosporales; Peronosporaceae
Exons: 1
Source: RefSeq, a predicted model, not a curated record
GAGAGAGAGAGCCUCUUGCAGAGCACUGCUGACGACACGUUCCCUCUGGAAGAAGCGCCCAACGGGGUGCUAGACGAGCGCCAAGAUGGCGCUCGUUAUCCACAUCGAGCACGCGCUGCUAUCACUUCGACUGACUCGCGCGUUGGUAGAACCUGGGACGCCCCAGUUCAAGCGCCCGAGUCGGCGGCCGACCAGGCUCUGGCCAAGCUUCUACGACAGCGCAAUCAGCUCUGUGGCUCUGUGGCGCGGGCCGCGAUGUCGGCAGAGCUGGCUGCUAUGGCGAUGGCUGUUCGGAAGCGUGAUGCCGAUGGUAUUGCUGAGUCUGCUGCCGCGGUUAUUGAGUGCUUGGGUGCGCAAGUGGCUGGCAGCUUUUCGGCA